Molecule: messenger RNA, 13476 nt
Organism: Uranotaenia lowii
Lineage: Eukaryota; Metazoa; Arthropoda; Insecta; Diptera; Culicidae
Gene: LIMK1
Product: LIM domain kinase 1
Exons: 9
Coding region: 410-4474 (1354 amino acids)
Biological process (GO): actin cytoskeleton organization; protein phosphorylation
Cellular component (GO): cytoplasm; nucleus
Molecular function (GO): protein serine/threonine kinase activity; ATP binding; protein binding
Source: RefSeq, a predicted model, not a curated record
AUAAUCGCGAUGAAUGAAUCAUCCUUCCUUGAUACACCUCUAGAUAUUACUUUUCUUUUACUCAACUGUCCUUAGUUCUAAAUCUUACUUUUUCUUUUCAUUUAUUUAUUCUGCAGCGAUCAUCGCCAUGAUGAUGAACGAAAGAUUGGGCACCACUGGCAACAGGAUAACCAGCAAAAGAAUCCAUUUCAAAUUGAGAUUCGGCAAUCUGAGAAAUGCACGGUGAAUUCACUUUUACGUGAAACAACUAAAUGUAACGGGAAAUUCAAUAUCUUCAUGUGCAAGCUGUUGCAACGGUCUAGACGAGCAGGAAAUCAUUUCAGCACUUGGCCAGGAAUGGCAUGCGGAUUGCUUCAGAUGCUCCGUUUGUGAUACCCACUUGUGUAGUUGGUAUUUCGAGAAGGAUGGUAUGCUAUUUUGCAAAGAUGAUUAUUGGCAGAAAUACGGAGAACAUUGUCAGCAAUGUAAUCAGAUAAUAUCCGGUCCUGUUAUGGUAGCCGGAGAUCAUAAGUUCCAUCCAGAGUGCUUUCGUUGUGAUGCAUGUAAAAAUUACAUAGGCGAUAAAGAAACAUAUGCACUGGUGGAGCGAUCUAAAUUGUUCUGUGGACAAUGCUACAAGCGUAAAAUCCAAGAAUUAAAUCUUAAAACAGGAAUUGACAUCCCGGACAACACUAUGACCCACACUAAUGAGAAUGAUCUGAAAAAGACGCAUCAUUCGAUCCGGUUGGUGGAAAUACCUUGGUCCAAUGCUAGAAAAGAUGGCAUUAGAUUAGCAGUAGAUGGCAAUAGAUAUGGUGUUUCUCAACAUUCUAAGACCGGAGAUUGCAAAGGUGUACGGAUUUCAGAAGUAUUUUGUACAUUUUAUGGGCACUUAGGAAAGUACCUAUUUUCUCGUGUAUCAUCUGCCCUUGAUGCUUGUUGUGGGCUGAUUCAUUGUAGAAUCGAUUUAGUCACUGAUUUAACGUCUCUUCAUAUCGGGGAUAAAAUAUUAGAAGUCAAUGGUACCCCCGUGAAGGAUUCUCCAUUGGAGAAUGUGGAAAAGUUAAUCAAAGAUUCCGGUAAAGUGUUGCAACUAACGAUAGAGCAUGACCCAGAAGCUAUAAAUCUCAUCAAACAAAACUGCAAACCCGAUGAAUUUUGCGAUGUGAUUUCACGGGAUAUUGAUGGGUCCAAUGAACCUAUUUCAAGAGAUCUAUCAACUUCACCGAAUAAGUUUGAUAAGGAGAGACUUUUCCGUAAAAAAGACGAAGGUUAUAUGAGUGGAUCAUCCAGGAAGUUAAAACGAGGCAAGGACACUAACUGUAAUAAUUCCUCAAACAAUCUCAAAGAAAAAGAGCGUAGUUCCAGUAUGUCCAAGUUGUUAGACGAAAAUCAUCAACAUCACAGUGGCGAGUUCUACGAUCUUUCGCGUACAAAAUCGUUCAGAGUGGAGCAAAAGGCUGCGCGUAUUUUUCGUGCGUCUGAUCUAGUUCAAGGUGAGCUGUUGGGUAAGGGAUUUUUCGGUCAAGUGUUCAAGGUGACUCACCGAGUAACUCAAGAAGUGAUGGUACUUAAAGAACUUUAUCGUGUGGACGAAGAAGCUCAAAAAAAUUUCCUAAAAGAGGUAGCCGUAUUACGAUCUCUGUCUCAUCACAAUGUGCUAAGAUUUAUCGGCGUGCUAUAUAAAGAUAAAAAGUUACACUUGGUAACAGAAUACAUCCCUGGGGGCUCGUUGAAAGAGUUAAUUCACGAUUCUGGAUUGCCACUCCCGUGGGAACAGCGACUCAGCUUCGCUCGGGACAUUUCGUGUGGUAUGAGCUACUUACAUUCCAUGAAUAUUAUUCAUCGAGAUCUGAACUCUUUAAACUGUUUGGUACGAGAGGAUAAAACAGUGAUCGUAGCUGAUUUCGGAUUGGCACGAAUAUUAAAACAACCGUUUACAACUGCUUAUGAAAAGUGUUCACAGUCGAAUGGUUCUGGAUCGAUUGGAAGGAGAGAGCGUCCAAGACGACAAAGAUAUACCGUUGUGGGUAAUCCAUAUUGGAUGGCUCCGGAAAUGAUGCGUGGAAAUAAGUAUGACGAAAAAGUGGACAUAUUCUCUUUCGGUAUUGUGUUAUGUGAAAUCAUCGGUCGAGUGCAAGCUGAUCCAGAUUUUCUCCCAAGAACCUCGGAUUUUGGUCUCAAUCAGGUGGUCUUCAAAGAUAAAUUUUGCACACAAUGCCCCGAACCAUUCUACAAAAUUGCGUUCCUGUGUUGCGAUUUGAACCCUGACAAGAGGCCACCUUUCGACUUGUUGGAAAUUUGGUUCAAAGGUAUGGUAAGGAAUGGUGUACCCGGGUCUCUGUUUCCACCCCACAUUGUGUAUGAGAUCGAGCAUUUUAAAGGACAGAAAAGUAAUGAUUCCAGUAAGUGUACAACGCCUGAUGGAUUGGCCACACCACCGGCCAGUGGCGUGAAACCUUCGAUGAGCUUCAAACGAAUAAGCGAAGAAAUAGCGGAAGAUCAAAUGGGUAAGGAAGUCAUGAAAAAAGUGGAUAUGGGUAUUGAUAUGGCCGAUAGUGUAAAAUGUUCAUUAGAGUCGAACAGUGAAAUAUCAAUGAGAAAAUCUCCAACAGAUAAACAGGAAAUAAGCACCAUUAUCUCUAACAAGAACCCCUGCAGUGGUAAAAAUAACGUUAGUGGAUUAAUAGAAAGUGAAGCGUCAAUUCCGACUUCCCCACAUUUAAGUAAGGAUUUCUCUCCGAACGGGGAUCGCAUAAGGGACAGUAUCAGAGCAAAGCGUAGACAACGAAUGCUGAUGAGCCGUGAGCAUCAGCGCAAGUCACUAGAUGCAAGUAACUUGGUGAUGAAGUUAUGUGAUGCUGAUUUAGCUAGUCAUAACGACACAAGCUUAUCAGAACCAACCAGUUUGAUACAGAUAGAUACCGAUAGGCUGAUUUCACCGGUUGCAACUAGAGACGUACUAAAUAGCGUGCGAGAUACUUUAAAAAAACAUUCAGAUAUUGUCAUUAGAACAGAAGAAAUACCUAGGGCCAAACACUACGGAGAGAAGGGUUUCAUUAUAAAUUUGAAUAAUGGAAGUUUGACACUGAAUAAUGUUAAAGACCUCGAGGGUUGUUCUGACUUUGAUUCGAGUUGUGAUACAAGUUUAAAUUUUAUUGAAGUUAAUGAAACUAGUAGCUCUUCAGUGCCAGCACUCAAAGAAAAAGUAGAUACAAUGACUACGGAAAAGGACGUGAGAAACAUUUGGUCAAUUCAUCCAAAGUCUACUACUGACCAAAAUGAACCGACGUCAAUCAAAAGAAAUAUGGAAGAUAUUAAAACUUUUUUAGCUAUGAAUCGUAAAGAUUCAACUGAAAAGCAAUACGAGAAGGAAAAUCUCAAAACUGAAGCUACGAAUCGGGAUUCGAAAAGUCGAAUAUUCAGUAAAAUAAAUCCGUUGGCUAAUAUUCUUGGCGGGAGGAAUAGUUCACCGGACAAAACUCGUUCCAAAAGUCCGGUUAAAAAAGGAAAGGUUAACUCAAAGUUAAAUUCUGUUAACGAUGAUCCAAUUUUGGAAAAUCGUAAUAGUUGUUCUUCUCCUUCGUCCAGUUUGAAAAAAAGUGAUUCAGGCAAUCAGUCCAAAACCUCGCAGUCAAAUAAUGCAGAUAAAUCGAUGUUUAGCUCGAAAAAAAUUUCUCCUACUUCGGAUUUGAAACCUCAGUCCAGUUUUGGAGCAAAUUUGUCUGCCGGAGAAGUUUCUGGCAAUGGCAUUUCAAGGCUCAAUGCAACAAAAAAUUUAUAUUCGGAUAAAAAUUUUCCUCACGUUUUUAACUAUAGGAGCAACAAAAAGACACCAAAUACACCAAUAUCUCAUGGUUCUGCCGUCGCUUCGGAUGCCAUAUGUACAAGUAGGUAUAGUACUUACUCUAUGAACACAUUUUCAAAUAAUCAUAGUAAUAAGUUAAAAACAACUUCAAUAACCAACUCAAUGAGCAGGAAGCCUCCAAUUAGUGGAAGUGUACCUAAUAAUAGUUCAGGAAUAAAUUUACUUGGCCUAGGAAAAAAUCGUACCUUUAAACCUAAGGAAAACAGCUCCAAACAGCAAUCGAAACUCCGGAAUUCUGUGUGUAUUCAGGAACGACCAGUUGAACGAUACGUGGCCUUAUCAUCUCCCCAAAGUAGUGGUAGUGGUAAUAAUUCUCGAACUGAAUCACCUUCGCCUACUGGAGCAAAUGCUAAGAUUCGAUCUUCUAAUCGCGCUACGAUGUUGUCUCCUGAGAAUAUUCACAAUCUAAAUAAAAGACUCCUGGAAACUCGCAAAAACACAAAAGAUACGGGAGCUUCUACGAGUAAUCCAAUGGGUUGUGCUCAGAAUGGUUAUUUGGAUACCAGCGAGAAUGAAACAAGUCAACCCCGCCCGGGUCAUCCCCGACGCUUGGGUGGAGAUGCUCAUAAAACAAGUCUUACUAACAUAAAACAGAAACGCAUCGAUGCUAAAGCUACUUCAGAUUAGGUGUUCCAAAAUCCCUUCGUUAUUUUUUGGUCAUGUAGGUAACUUCAUCUCUCAAUGUUAAGUUCAUUUGGAUGAUAAUGGAUCUGUAAGGUCAAAGAGCUUAACUGGUUCCUACUCAUCCUUGAUUACAAAAAGUUUUGUUUCAGUUUUAUUACGCAUGUUUUUUCGAGAAUUAUUUCAUUCAGGUACAUAUAGAGAUUUUAAGAUUAUUUUUUUGGCUUUGCGUAACAAUCCGUUGAAGACCUUGUUUCAACGAUAGUUUCACUGGCCCUUCUAUAGGAGCCCUUUCGCUCCAAACCAGAAGAAAGAAGAAGAAGUUUCAACGAUAGUGAAGAUAAAAUUUUAAAUUGGUUGAUUUCAUAUAAUUUGUUAUUUAUUUCUGAUCAUGUACCGCAUACUUUCUAAAACUUUUGAAAGAACUUAACUUUACCGUGUCCAUCAAUUGAGGGGAUGAAUAACACGAGAGUGUUAAAAUCCCAGAAAAACAAAAAAACAAAAGUGUCCAUCAAUUGUAACUAAGGUUUACAAUUGAAAAAACAUCUUCGAAUAAUUACAGUCAGCUUCACUGCAUCUACUUAUAUACUUACUUACUUACUUAAUGAUCCCGCGCCGAUCCUCCGGUGCAUAGGGCCGUGGUAAAAGACCUCCACUGUUGACGAUCCGGAGCCUGCGUCUUCACCUGGUCCCAGUCAAGAUUCUCGUCGACAGUUCGGAUUUCAGCGGCUAGGCUUCGCCGCCACGAGUUUCUGGGCCUGCCUCUUCUUCGAUGACCUUCUGGAUUCCAAUCUAGCGCCUCUCUGCAAAUCUCGUUUUCAUCUUUCCGCAGCGUGUGCCCAAUCCGUCUCCACUUACGUUCCCGAAAAUCGAUUUCUAGUGCCCUUUGAUGACACCGGCGAUGUAGUUCCUGCAUCUACUGUGUGUUGAAAAACAAAUUACAAUAUUCCUUUGCAGGAUACGGAAAACUCAAAUGUUGAUAUGAAAUUUUGGUUAGAGUACUGGUACAAACUGAAAUCACUGGAAUCUUAACUUGUACUCACUGGAGAUUGGUAUAGUACUAACUCAACAAACUAUUCGACUCUGUAUUAAUAUGCUUAUGGAAUUUUCUGGAAACGACAGAAUUAUAUCUAUGAAUUACGUAUAGAAGAUUCUAGAUCCUUCUAAGGAAUUAUAAUCGAACUUUCUAGAAACAUCGGAACCUACAAUAAUAUAGAAAUGGAACAUUUUGGAACCUUCCGGGGUAGAACCUGCUAGUAAUGGAAUUUUCUGGGUAAAGAAUCUCCAGAAGUCCUCGAAUAUUGGUUGCAACGAUUCCACUAGGAUUCACGAAACGUUCUUCUAGAAUUCCUCAAGGUCUCUGAAUUUUCAUGUCAGACAGAUGACCAAUCUGUUUGUUACUCUAGAUGAAAUUAAUAUAUAAAUAUACUUGUUGAUUAAAAACAUUAUUACUGUCUCAUCAUUUCCACAAUAUCAGCGGAAAGCUCUUCCUUUUUGGGCCUGCUUUUUUAAUUGACCCAAAAGAUCUUCAGUAAUGUGAUAAAAAUUGCCUCUAGAAGACAGUUUUAGAAGGGCAGUCUUCACUCGUUUGGCAGAUGCUAUGUCAGAAACAUUGAUUUUAUCGAGAAUUGGAGAACAAACUUUACAUACCUGAAAUAAUGAGAUUCAAUCGAUUAAGUCCCUCGAGGUUUUUCAAAGUCUAGGAACCGGAGAGCAAACAGGCACAAGCCUUACCAGCUUUUGCUAAAUGAGGGAAAUCUUUUACAUUUGUAACAUCCUCCAUAUGGUUGAGCAGUUUGCAGUUGGGCCAGGUUACGCCAUAACUUUUCUCUAGUUUCUAAACUUAUCUAUGAAUUUGUCAUACUCUGCUACAACGUCUGUUACGGUAUGCAACAAAGUGAAUGCUUUGACCCUAACAAAACUAACAAUAAUGUUGAAUACGGUCAGCUGUGUUUCUUUGAAAAUCUCUCUCAUGUGAUUGGUGAAAGGAGAGUACCCGUGAUGGGAGACCAUGUCCGUGCUUAAGCGCUCAUCGGCUUACUCGAUUUCAAAUCAAAACUCCAGCAUAUAUACCCUGCCUCUUGUUACGAUUCAAGACUUAGGACCUCACAUCUGACAACUAAAGGUCUAGCCUUUACUCGUAACUCAAGGCUCACUUGAUUACCACGACUAUUGUGCGCUUCGCCUCUGUUCGAGACCACUGCUAGAGACUAAUGACCUCUCCUCUAAAGACUUGAGGUCUUGGCUCCGCUUGGUUUGGCUCAAGGCCCUCUCCUCUUUGUCCGCCCGUGUGCCGAUCGAGAGCAGCUUUUUCUGGACACACGCUUGUCACAGGAGAAACACUUACGGGGCUUGUGCUGAAUCGGAAGCAGCUUAUCCUAGACUCGUGCCUGUCACAGCACACGUACGGGUCUUUUACGCUUGCGAUUCAGAUGAAUCCCGACGGUGAUGUCAUCCUACCCGGCUCGAGUGGCUCAUCCGACGAUGACGAGACCACUCUACGUAAAUACUCUUAACCCUACGAGUUCAACUGCGGAGAAGGUCAUGUCUUAUUCCCGUCUUAUCUCUCAGACUACAAGUCUAGCACUGUAUCAUCAUCGUGCAAGACGAUCCUAUCGCUGCUAAACGUGUCGGUAGCCAACACUUACACUAUUAGUCAAUUUAUAAAAUCCAAUCGUUUCAAAUGUUUGUAAAGGUAAACACCAUUAUAAGUGUUGGCGAAAUCGUUUGAAGCCGGCGUUAUAGAUCCUGGUACUGCGCCAUUGGCAUCUAGAAUGUUGAUUGUCUGACAUGCUGCUUCAUUCGGUUGUUCUGAGGAACUAUGCUGGAAACGUAAGUUUGGAUGUUAACGGUUUUGCAAUAUGAGAAAAACGUGGUAUUAACCGCCGGUAGUAGCUAAUGGUUUCCAAAAAUAAUUUCAUUUCUUUUGGGGUCCUGGGAAGAGGCCAAGUAUUCCACUUUACGAGGAUUAGGUUUAACUCCUUCGGCCGUUACAACAUGACCAAGGAAUUCAACUUCCUUCCAAGACGUCUUCUUAAAACCGAAUCCAUCAACCGUUGAAAAGUCGCUGGUGCGUUUUUCAAACCGAACGGCAUACGAACAAACUAGUAUUUGCCGUGGUCGACAUCGAAAGCGGUUUUCGGGAUAUCUUUGGGAUCCACCUCGAUUUGGUGGAAUCCACUAGCCAAAUCCAAGACUGUGAAAUAUUGAGCUUUUCCCAAUCUGUCUAAGAUUUCACUGACUUUAGGUAUCGAGAACUGUCAGCGGGAGUCUUCUUGUUGCGUUUUCUAUAGUCUACAAUUCUGAUUUUGAAUUGUCAGACUUUAGGAACAACCCAAAUGGGAGAAGUCAAUUGAGAUGGCGACUCUCUAAUUAUUGCGUUAUUCAAUAGCCUAUCAAUUUGGGCUGAUUUUUCUCCCCUUAGAUGAUAAGGAUAUUUGUAUGUUUUUUGAUGAAUUGGUUUUUUAUCAAUAGUUCCAAUAUUAUGCUAUACUUCAUGUGUAAAGAUUAACUUUUCAUCUUCAUGGAAGAACACGCUCUUAUAUGGCUUUAAAGUCUUAGCCAAGAGUUUUAUCUCUUUGUUUAUUGUUGUUUAUUAGAAUAAAUCAACGGAUCAUAUGUAGGUAGAUCCUAAUGGUAACUUAGUAGUAAUUACAAUUUAAAAUAAAAAUUAACACAGGUCUAUACAGUUCUUGAAACAGUUGAAAUUUUCUCCGGAACACGUUCCUUGAAACAUCUAAGUCGAAAUGCUUAGAAAAGCGAUUGAACGUUUUCAAUAUGCCACUGAAGGCGCUGUUCGCUCCAUAGUUGUUGAGACGAAUAGGAACAUAGAGCUGCAAAAGCUGGUUUCUUAAUCCUCGGGGACGCACACUGAGAGGAAUGGCCUCCAGCAAAACAGGACAGUCAACUCUGGACGUUAAGGGAUAAGCAACAACUAGAGAGCGCGUUGCGUUUCUGCGGGCUUGAAGCGUAUCUAGGUCUAUAAAGCGGCAGCGAUUAUCAUAGCUUGGUAAACGGAACGGGUCUUGCCAGUUCAGAUGAAAUAGGGCAUACCCCAUUAAGCGACGGAUGGAUAGCCUCGAUUCGUUUAGCCCCAUUCUGGUAGAAAGAGCACCAAACAGCUGAAGCAUACUCGAGGAUGGAUAGUUCAUUCAGCAGUAAAGACUUUUCAGGCAAUACACAUCUUCGAAGUCUUUGGCCAUGCCAAAUAAGAAUCCAAGGUUUCGGGAUGCUUUGUCCACGAUAUAGUUUGUGUGAGUCUUAAACUCCAGCCGUUGAUCGAGAAUAACGAGAAUUGAUUCCGUCUCCGAGAGCGUACUUCACAUAAAAAGGGUGUCGCUUACGAGAAAAUCAUACGACCGAGCAUUUACUGCGAUUCAGGGGCAGGCAAUUGAAGUCACUCCAUUGAGCAAACACAUUGAGCUGCUGCUGCACAGCAGGGCUUUUAACUUUUUUCGACGAUUUCACAUGAUCAGGGUUGAUGUAUGAUUUAUUGGCUCCUGUAUCCACUAGGAAAUUCAGCAAGCCUUUUGUUGUUGGAAUUCUAACGUAUGGGACGAAGUUCAAGUUGGUUUUUUGUUUAAUGUGACCAUCUAAUAAUUUAAUUCACCUGCCUCUACAUGUCGAAUUUUUCCUCCCCCCGUCCCUCUUCCAACUCACUGUUGUGAACAGUGCUGCAAAUAAUCAGUGUCAGAUUUCAAUUUUCAAUUGAAUUUACUGCAGUGUACGCUCAGUUCAUUUCCAUCUGCAUUCAUCUGAUAAUGAGCAGAAAGCUCAAUCCCGAAAGCACUCAGCAUACCUGUUCACGAAUUGCAGGACCAUGAGUUUAUCCAAUCUUCAUUUUCAGUAUCAAGCAAACAUUGCUGAAAGUGAAAAAAGCUCAAUUCGCUAAUCAUUAAGUUAUCUGAAUGGUGACAAAGCUUGUUCGAUGCGCUAGACUUGCGGAAAUUGAAUAAUUACUGCUGAGAUUCCUAUUUUUUAAGGAUUUUGAUAAGAAAAAAACGUGAUAGUGUGUAGAGGUGAGGUGGGAAGGUUGAGAAAUAAAUGUUCGGGUUGGCGAGAAGAACGCUGGCGAGGGAGCGUGUGGGACGAAUGUGGGGGACAAAAUUACGACAAAAAUGUAACAAAAUUAUGACACAAAUAUGACAAAAAUUUGGCAAUAAAAUUACAAAACAUGACAAAUGUGGUAAAAGCACGUAAAAGUAUGACAAAAUUAUGACAAAAAAAAAUACAAAAAUCUGACAAAAAUGACUUUAAUUUUACAAUAUAAUAAAAAACCAGCGCAACUCUGUUGAAAAUAUGACAAAUUUGAUUUAAAAAUAUUACAUUUUUUUAAGACAAGCGGGAUAAAAAUAUGACGAAUACAUAUAUAACAAUAAAAUGACAAUAUCAUGACAUAAAAUUGUGAUAAAAAUAAAACAAAUUUAUGACAUAUGUAAAUAAGACAAAUAUGACCAAUUUAUGAUUAAAAUACAAAAAAAAAUAAAUUGAAGGGACAAAAAUGUCGUCAAACAAUGUAAAAUUAUGACAAAUGUCAAAUCUUUCAGAAUGUUGCCAUUUUUAACCAAAUUUGUCAUUAAUUUGCCAUGUUUUUUUCAUUUUAUUGUUAAAUUUUUUAAGAUGAUUUUGUCAUAUUUAUCAGAUUUUUACCAUAAUUUUGUCUUAUUUUUAACACAUUUGUUAUAUUUUUGACUAAGGUUUGUCGAUUUUUUGUCAUUUUAUUGUUAAAUUAAUGUCAUAUUUCUGUCUUAAUUUUGACAUAUUUUUGUCAGAUUUUUGUCAUAAUUUUUUAAUUUUAGUGUCUUGUUUUGUUAUUGUAUUGUCAAAAUUUCGCUAUAAUUUUGUAAUAUUUUUCAUAUUUUUUGUCACAUUUGUCAAAUUUGAAUCUCAUCUUUCAGAUUUUUGUCAUAUUUUUUUUAUUUUUUGUCAGUUUAUAGUUCAUUUUUUGUCAUAUUUAGGCCAUAAUUUUGUCAUAUUUGUCAGAUCUUGGUCAUACUAAAUAUUGUCAUAAUUUUGUCUUUUUUUCACCAUAUUUAUUACAUUUUGUCAUAAUUUUGUCACUUUUUGACCAUAAUUGUCAAGAUUUUGUCAUAUUUGUCAGAUGUUCGCCAUGUCGUCAUCAAGAAAUUUAUAUUCAUCUCUCUUCCCGUCCCCUCUGAAUAAUCGUUUAGUCUUAGCGAAUUUCCAAUCGUGUUUUCUUUUCCAGUCCCAUUUCAAAAUUUUCGAAAAUGGCAAAAACAAAUGCCUACUGAAUUUCGCUGACACUGAUUGAAUGCUAAAGCUACAUUCACCGAUCGAAUGCAGUGAGUGACAGAAACGCCUAAGCGAAAGACGCUUUCGUAGCAGUCGAGUGAAACAAGUUAGUUCGGGUUUACGAGUAAGCUUUCUACUGACUGAUAGACAUACUCGCAAAGCUUGCCGUAAGCACGAAGAUGACCGAGCCGAUCAGAAGCUUUUAUAUUCGUUGACUUUUCUAUUCCAUUCAUUUCAGUUCAAGCUUUUUACACUGAUAGAAAAUCACAGUCAAUAUCAUUCGUUCCUUUAGAAAAUUUGCAGAAUUUCCGCCUUCGCUUUGAAUGCAGGCUUUGGCAAGACUUUUUUAUUAGAUGAAUGUUUUGAAUAAGGCUUGAAAUCGUAUUUAUUUUCACUUUUGUUGGGGUAUUUGUGUUUGAAUUUACUGUUUAUUGUUGUUGUAGCUAGAGGCCAAGCCUCGUUCUCGCAGACAGUUUUAUUAACCAAACCUACCAAGUCAGCACAUCCUACCAGCGCAUCACUCGCUCGUAGACUGUGGCGUGGUCGGCAACGAUGUGUUCCUAAAGCUGAAUUAUUCCAUUGUGCCAUAAUAUCGAGAAACAUGGCUUUGAACUUAGGCCAGUUCUCACUUUGACCAUCGAAUGUCGGGAUAGAUGCCUUGAAAGGUUGUUGACCAAUAACGACUUGUGGUGGUUUAGAGGUUGUAUUCUCGGAAAUGUCAAUAAUACAUGUCUCAACAACAGCUGACACUUCCUGGUUUAUUUGAUAAAUGAACCAUAGAAUUCUUCAUUCUCCUCAAAUCUUCUUCUAAUAAAUAAUCAGCGAUCCGAUUGUGAAGGUUUACGAACUCUGUGGCUGCAUUCAAACAUUUCACAAUUACCUUGAGUUGGGUUUGGUUUAAUUGUACCCUUGGAUUCCGCACUACAGCCUCAAUUCGUUGUACCUUCAAAAACACAAGUCCACGUUUCCGAAGUAGAGCUACAUAUUUCUUGAAGACAUCAUUGUUAUUAUCAACUUUAACUGAUUUUGAAAUCAUGCGCGUCGGUGCAUCCGAAAAUCCAACGAACUUUUCACUAAUCUUCCUAGUGGGCGAACGCUCGAGCGGCAUUUUGAAAGCUUCUUUUUUGUUUCUGCUUUUAUCACUUCUUUUGCACCAUUAACGUGUCUGAUUUUACUUAACUUUUCAUCCUUUCACUUAAAGUUUUCAUAUUGUCUCUAUCCUUUUACCUCAACUGGUUUUCUCUCUAUUAACUGUAUCUUCACUGUAUCUCCGCACUGUAUAUCUGCUUUGAAGGACUAAAUGUUCCGUUGCAGGAAACUGAAUGCAAAAACGUUGGCAGGAAAACUCGGUUAGAACACUGGAAACAUUAAAAUCGCCGACAGUUCAAAGCUCUAGUAUUUUCACUGACGUUGAUAGGGAUAACUUUCUUGGUACUUGGAUUCACAAACAUAUUUUUUUUUGUAUUCGGGAACACCUAAUUUUCACUUAAAAAGCAAGCUUAAGGAUGCACUUAUACUCACUGAAGGUUGGAGCAAUUUUUUUUUCUUGGGAUUUUCAUCCAAUAGCAUGAUUCAUCCCUAAAACAAACUAAACAAAUUACUCGAUCCUAUAUUUAUAUGCUAAUGGAGUGUACUGGAAACGUUGGGAUUAUAUGAAACAAUUACGUAUAGAAUAUUAUAGAUUAUUCUAAGGAAUUAUAAUGAAACUUUUAAGAAACAUCGGUGAGUACAAUGCCAAUGCAAUGAUAUAGAAAUGGAACCUUCUAUAGUAAAUAAUGCUGGUAAUGGAAAAUUCUGGAACUUUCUGUUAUGAAACAUGCUAGUUGCUAGUGACUGAACUUCCUGGAUAUAGAAUCUUCUAGAGUAUUCUUCAAGCGUAUUGGUAUACGCUUGAACAUUCAUUGAGCACCUUGAAUCCAAAUUUUGGCACCUGAAAAAAAUCUCGUUAGCAUCUCCUCUUCUCUAUGAUCAACUACAGAUUUACCGCGUAAUAUUGAGCCCCAAACAUCGUUUAACACCACAUUUUUUCCUCCCUCGCAGCAUUUCGGAGCUGUAUUAUUUGAGUAAACAAUAAGUACUAUAAACAAACAAUAGACAUUAAAACUCUUGAUUUUACAUAGAUGAUAAGAUAAAUUGGACUGUGAUAUCAUGUAUAUGUGUAAUGAAUUAACCUGUACUGUCUACUAGCCUAGAUAAAUCCAAUAAAGCUAACAGAAUAGUCUAAGGCGAUCUUCGACUGACAAGAAAGAAGCAAGAGUAGUUAGAUUGAGUUGUUCGAAUUCGUUCUGAAUCGUUAGAGCAGUAGAAUGUGAGAAACAAAACUGUAGUUUGAUAUGUGUGUAUUCUUGAAAAAUCAUUAACAGAUGGGAAGUGAAACCGAAAAUGUAUAAGUGAGUAAAAAAAUAAGACAUAUAAUUUUACUCAGAUCCAAGUAAAAGACAACUGAACAACCUGGUGUGAUACUGAAUUUGUAUUUUUCGAUUUUUUUUGGCCAUACUAGUUUAGGACCUGAUUUACCAGAAACAAAAAUUACAUUCCGCUUGAUUGGACAAAAGCGUGAAACUGAGAGAAAAAAAACCAACUCUGCCGUUCAGUUCGAGAAAUGAUUAUUUACAAACCAAUCACCUAUAGGAUUUAUAUUUAGUUACUGCAGACAGAAUAAUUUAUUAACGACCCGCUUAGACAGUGCGUGUGCCAUGUGCACAUAUUUUGUUAAACCAAACACAUUGUUCUGAAAUAUAAAAACUAAUAACCGA